This is a messenger RNA of Saccostrea cuccullata (small rock oyster), 444 nucleotides long. RefSeq lists its product as uncharacterized. Lineage: Eukaryota; Metazoa; Mollusca; Bivalvia; Ostreida; Ostreidae. Bases 1 to 444 code for a protein of 147 amino acids. The record is from RefSeq and is a predicted model, not a curated record. The transcript has a single exon.
AUGCAGCCUAAUGCCCUAACAGGUGCCCUAACUAUGGAGCCUAAUGCCCUUACAGGUUCUCUAAUCAUGCUGCCUAAUGUCCUUACAGGUGCCCUAAUCAUGGAGCCUAAUGUCCUUACAGGUGCCCUAAUCAUGGAGCCUAAUACCAUUAAAGGUGCCCUAAUCUUGGAGCCUAAUGCCCUAACAGGUGCCCUAACUAUGGAGCCUAAUGCCCUAACAGGUGCCCUAACUAUGGAGCUUAAUGCCCUAACAGGUGCCCUAACUAUGGAGAUUAAUGUCCUAACUAUGCAGCCUAAUGCCCUAACAGGUACCCUAACUAUGGAGAUUAAUGUCCUAACUAUGCAGCCUAAUGCCCUAACAGGUGCCCUAAUCAUGGAGCCUAAUGUCUUAAUAGGUGCCCUAUCUAUGGAGCCUAAUGCCCUUACAGGUGCCCUAAUCAUGUAG